Molecule: messenger RNA, 3162 nt
Organism: Danaus chrysippus (African queen)
Lineage: Eukaryota; Metazoa; Arthropoda; Insecta; Lepidoptera; Nymphalidae
Source: the annotation of a GenBank genome assembly
AUGUUCGUCCGUGUGUCAGGAUGGUUUGGCUUAAUCUCUGUCAUAACUAUUGCCUUAUUCGGUUUCAGAUUUUAUCUAACUUUAUUAACAUUUUUCGUUUCUUUUAUAGUGGGGGUCUUGACUAUCUUAUAUUUGAACUACGAUAGCAAGAAAAUAUUCUCAGUAGAUAUUGAUUAUCUGGAUGAUCCCCUACAACAAUCAAAUUUCUCUAUUCAAUCAGCUAAAGUUUUAGAAUUAUUUAAAACUAAAAAAUCACUGCCUAAAUUUGACAGCAGAAUAACUGGUAGUGAGACGGUUGAUUCAUUUCUAAAUGAAAUUGUUUCAAUAAUCAUCAAUGACUAUGUUACCACUUGGUAUGAACUUAUAACCGAUGAUCAAGAGCUUACUACAUAUGCAAUAAAGAAAUUAGUUGUUGCAGCAGGAGCAAAUGUAUCAAACAGGGUAAAAACUGUAGACUGGAUACAUCUGCUAGCAACAAGGUUCCCUGAAGAAUUAACAUUGCACUUAAAGCUAUUUAAACAAUCAAGGGUAAGGUUAAAACGGAUGCAGUUACUGAGUGCCAAAGAAAUGAAUGGCAAUUCAAAGCCAGUUCCCAAGAAACCAGAGGAAAAACGAACUCAUAGGAGAAAUAAGAGCGAAACCGAUUUACUUUGGCCUCCAGAUUCCCAAUCUUUUGGUAAAUCGAAGUUUUAUAGCAGUUCCGAAAAUAUAAGCAGUAACAAUAUAAAGGACCUGUUCUUUGAUUUGGAGUGUUCUAUAGAGAAUAAAGAGUUAUGUAGGGAUAUAUUUUGCACUGAUCCAGAGAAAGAAGCCGCCCUGCUUUCUGAGGUGUCAGAGGCCCUGUUAUAUCUGUUAGUGCCAGAAGAAGCGUGGAAUUGUCAUGUAAUGAAGUUAAUACUUAUCGAUCUACUAUCGUCGAUAGUUCUCAGGCCAUUAAUAAAAAUGUUGAGCGACCCUGACAAUAUAAAUAGAGCUAUAAUAAGAUCGUGUUGUCGUGAUUCCUGUCUGUCAUCUGACUUAUUCCUGAUGGUUAUAAGAACUUGUGGCGAUGCCGAGGAAUUAGACGCGACGUUGGAGCUUGUACAGAAGGACAUACAGAAACUACAUUCAAAAGACAGCGCUGGUGAAUGGGAACUACAAGAUCGACAAAAACUGUCUUCUUUACAAUAUCUAUCAAGGAUCAUACAGGCCAGUCGAGCGACGCUGGGACCACAAGAAGGUUUAUCCACAACAGAUAAUACGGAGAGGGAGUCUGAGGAAGUGAUGAAAACUUUAAAGUUUCUUAGAGCGGUGGCCGCUUGGAAGUCUAACGCACAAUAUCUAUUAGAAAUUGAAUUAAAUGAAGCAGAUUCCCACACAUCAAAAGCUGUGAUGGACAACCUUCGUUCAUCAGCUCUGGAGGUGUGUGACUUGUACCUGAGGGGUGCGGGGGUGUUGGGGGUGCCUGACAACACACAUGCUGACCUAGUGAGGAGAAUCACUACAGACGGUGGGGAGUUCACCAGCAAUCCUAUACAGAUCUUUGAUGAUGUACAGAAAUGUGUUUGUGACGCGCUUGAGGAGGAUCCUUCGUGGCAAGCCGACUUUAUGUUUGACGGCGAUCAGGAUGGUAUGGAAAAUAGUGAAUUCAAAAAAGAUAUGAAAUCGGAAUCCCACAAAUAUACUGAAAAAUGUAAGAAGAUUGUAAGGAGCUGUUUAAACCAGUUGCCGAAAAUAUUUUAUAAAAAUAAAUAUAGAAACAGUUUUCCUACCAAAUCAUCAACAUUCCCUCGGUCAUUUGCAAGGAGAGUCCCGUGUAACAAGAAUCAUACGAUACCUAAAUGUGCUUCUCGUGAUAUUAUAGGCGACGUUGUGUUACCCGUUCCUGGCGCGAGACAUAACAGAAGUCGUUCAGAUAUUGUUGGCAGUUUCGCUCAGAAAAUGAUGAAUGACAAUGCAGGUCCGUCUAAUUUAAAAUCUGCGAACACGAGCACUUUGUCGUUGUCACAUUCAUCUAUAAGUCAAAGCGCUAAAAAUAUGAUGUCGCCGUUAACUGCGUAUAUUAUAGAAACAGCAUUGGUUCAAGACAAAGGUAAAACGUUCGGUAUAUAUGCUAUAGCUGUUACGAGAGAAUCUGAUAACGAGGUCUGGCACAUAUAUAGACGAUAUAGUGAUUUCUAUGAUCUACACGCAUCUAUUAAAGAAAAGUGGCCAGAGCUAGGUCACCUUCCGUUUCCGGCCAAGAAGACAUUUCAGAAUACAUCUAGAUCAGUUUUGGAGAGUCGUAAACGGAUGCUCAACAGUUAUUUACAAAGUCUAACGAGCAUUUCGAGGGAUACCAGGUACAUGGCGCUACUGUCGCCUGACUAUCUCGGGGGAUUUCUAAGUCCGGAAAAUCAAACUGAAAGGCAUGGGAAUACGAUUGACGCACUCCUAGUCAAUUCACUGAAAGCUGGUAUGAGGACUUUAAAAAGUAUGCCCGAUCAGUUCGCAAAUACGGUCGACGGAGUCAUGGACGGUAUAUCAAAAGUAUUCCAAGGUAAAAGUGGCGAAAAUCUAAAAAAUUUCAAAACUUGGAAUUCAUCGGACGUUCAGGACGACAACGACGAGAGUGUACCAUUGAGGCUGUUAGAGGAGGUGCUCGGCAUCAGAGGUUUGUGGCUGAGAAGAAGAUUACUGGCUCCGCUACGGACGAUGAUCGCUGAUAGAGUUAACAAAAAAGUUAUAGAGUUCGUCUCAUCUUUAACGUCACCUCGGAACGUGGUUCAAUAUUUGAAAACUUUUAAACAGUGGCUUACAACUAGAAACAAUCCGAGUGCUGUCUCCAGAGAUCAGGCUACAAAGGCGAGGACGAGGGUAGCUGCUAAAGUUGCAUUACUAUCAGCUGCUUCAGAUGACCUCCGUCAUAUAGUCGGUACAGACGCGGCCAGGAGAGGCCUGCUCACUGUGUUCGAUCUAUUUCAGACUCAAGAGAUUAACAAACGACUCCUUUUCGUUCUACUUGAAGUAACACUGACAAACCUGUUUCCGGACAACAACAUUCGGGAUAUGUUCAAGACGUUGUACUCAAACUCUCCUCGCGUUCCCUCUACCAAGAAAUCAAAAUUGAACGGGUUUGCUGACGCGGUGGCAGAUCUUUCCCCUGGAUCCCACAGCUAUUGUCGUGUAACUCAGUCCGGAUAA